AUGGGAACUAGAGCUGUUGCCGUUGCGGCGGCGGCAGGUGCUGCUGGGAUGUCUGGUGAGGCAGGAUUGGCUGGUGUACCAAGACUGCUGGAGGAUCUGGCGCGACUCUCGGAGGAUAAAGACUCGGCUGAUAUCGUGUUCCUACUAGGGAGAGACGAGACCCCUGUUUAUGCCCACAGAAUAAUACUUCAAGCCAGAUGCAAGAACUUCACGGCUGCCAAGAGGCUCGGUACAGCAGGUAAUCCGACACCGGUACGAAUGCCGCACGCGCAUCCAGAAACAUUUCGCCAAUUUAUUCGUUACAUCUACACCGGUAUGAUAAUACUACAAGAUAGUGGAAUUUUUGAAAUGUUGGGUCUAGCGCAAGAACUUGGUAUAGAGGAACUUUGGAGAAGUUGUGAAGAACACGUGUCUGUUACUUUAAGCCCCGGAAACGCAUGUGCACUUUUAACUGCUGCUUUGGAGGCUCAAGAACGAGUUCCAGAUUCUCCUGGCAACUAUCGGCACGCUUACGAAGUAUUUCGGAUAGGCUGCAGAGUAUAUUGCUUGCUAUUUGUCACCCAGUUUUUAAAUACCGACGCAAAAAUGUCGUAUAAAGGACCACAAAAAGUUCAGAAGGUGAUGGUGCAACCCAUCAACUUGAUAUUUCGCUAUUUACAAAAUCGCUCACGCGUGCAAGUCUGGUUGUUUGAGAACGUUAACCUGCGGAUCGAGGGACACAUUGUUGGCUUCGACGAGUACAUGAACUUGGUAUUGGACGAUGCCGAGGAGUAUCAUCAGAAGACGAAAAACAGGAAGCCGCUGGGUCGCAUUAUGUUGAAAGGCGAUAACAUCACUUUGAUACAAAACACCAAUCCCACUGCGAACUAAGGAAGAACAUAACCUCGACUCGGCGUCGAUUUUUGGCGGGCGCCGGGUAAGGCCGGCUCCGAAUUCGGGAUCUCUUUUUGGACUACGAGAGAAACUCUCAGGGAGAUUAUUAAUAUUGCAAUAACUCUUUAGGCGUGCGAAAAGAAAUGUAUCGCGUGAUAGAUGAAUAUAUCAACAGAGAAUUUGUAUUUGUUACCUGGAUAUUAGUAGCCACAAGUUUUGAUUAUGUGUGUCUUAACGAAUGCGAGAUAUGAUUAAAUCUUAUUGUGAGAAAAGGAUCAUUCGGUGUUUUACAUGAAUGCACACUCUAAUUUAUCUUAUGUAUACAGAUAUCUAGUUUUAAUUUAAUUAUAUGUAAU
Molecule: messenger RNA, 1229 nt
Organism: Atta colombica
Lineage: Eukaryota; Metazoa; Arthropoda; Insecta; Hymenoptera; Formicidae
Gene: SmE
Product: BTB/POZ domain-containing protein 9
Exons: 4
Coding region: 1-870 (289 amino acids)
Biological process (GO): spliceosomal snRNP assembly; mRNA splicing, via spliceosome
Cellular component (GO): U4 snRNP; U4/U6 x U5 tri-snRNP complex; precatalytic spliceosome
Molecular function (GO): RNA binding; protein binding
Source: RefSeq, a predicted model, not a curated record